This is a messenger RNA of Oryza brachyantha (malo sina), 1389 nucleotides long. RefSeq lists its product as uncharacterized. The record is from RefSeq and is a predicted model, not a curated record. The transcript has 3 exons. NCBI's taxonomy places the organism in Eukaryota, Viridiplantae, Streptophyta, Magnoliopsida, Poales, Poaceae. Bases 1 to 1389 code for a protein of 462 amino acids.
AUGAAGCUGCUCGUCGACACCAAGGCGCAGCGCGUGCUGUACGCCGAGGGCAGCAAGGACGGACGUCGUCGACUUCCUCCUCUCCCUCCUGGCCCUCCCGCUCGCCGGGUCACCAAGCUCCUCACCGCCGGCGCCAUGGUCGGCUCCGUCGGCAACCUCUACGGCAGCGUCGAGAAUCUCGGCGAAGGCUACGCGUACCGCGGGGACGUCAAGGCCGCGCUUCUCGCGUCCACGGUACUCCGGCUGGACUCGCCGGACGCCGCCUCUUCCUCUACGGCCAAGAACGGCGCCGGCGCCCUUUACCGGUGCUUUGCCUGCUCGGGGAGCUGCCGCAACUUCGUGACGAAGGUGAACGCCACGCCGUGCCCGGUGUGCAGGAGCAAGAUGACAUCCCUGGUGCGCCUUGUUGAGCCGGACGAUGUCCCCGGCGGCGCCAAGAGCGCGAGGACGGCACCGGCGGCGUCUGACGAGGCAAGCUGCAAGGGCCACGUUCCGGCCGGCACGGUGACCUACACCGUGAUGGACGAUCUCACCGUCUCUCCGUCGUCCACCGUCUCCGCCAUUGCCGCGCUCGUCGCCCUUGGCGUGAUGGACAUCAGGGGACUGAAACAGAAGAUCGUCGAGGUCGGCUACAAUGAACUUGUGUCAACGGAGACAAAGACCACGAAGCCGAGUGGCGCGCUGACCAUGAAGCUGCUGGUGGACACCAAGGCGCAGCGCGUGCUGUACGCGGAGGCCGGCAAGGACGUCGUCGACUUCCUCUUCUCCCUCCUCACCUUGCCCGUCGGCACCGUCAUCAGGGUUCUCUCCAAGGACUCCAUGGUCGGCUCCAUCGGCAAGCUGUACGCCAGCGUCGAGGAGCUCGACGCCACCUACCUACGCUCCGCCGACGCCAGGAACGUGCUGCUGGCGCCGUCCGGUGGAUUCAAAUGCGGCAAGCUCCUCCAGCUGCCGGAGACGGCGGCGGCGCCUGCCACCGUGGUUUACCGGUGCAGCACGCAAGCUUACGACCGGUGCGACAACUAUGCUGCCAAGGUUUCUGGCUUGCCUUGUAAGGUUACAGCGUGCUCGGGCAAGAUGACGGCUGUGAUGAAGCUCGUGGUGCCAUCCAUCGGCGUCGUUGCAUCGCUAGCGCCAUCUGCAGUUGCAGCCACUGGUUUUGUGCUGGCGGUGGCGACUUACACGGUCAUGGAUGACCUCAAGGUGGCGCCCGUGUCCACCAUCUCGGGCAUCACUCUGCUCAACUCCUUCGGCGUCACUGACCUCGGCUCUCUCCAGGAGAAGAUCAUGCAGAUCGGCUACACCGAGGGUUUGGCGAUGCUGAAGGCGUCGCUGCAGUCGGAGACGGUGCUCACCGAUGUCUUCCUUGGCAAGAAGCGUAAGGCCUGA